This is a messenger RNA of Bursaphelenchus xylophilus (pine wood nematode), 469 nucleotides long. NCBI's taxonomy places the organism in Eukaryota, Metazoa, Nematoda, Chromadorea, Rhabditida, Aphelenchoididae. The record is from the annotation of a GenBank genome assembly.
AUGUAUCUUCGACAAGCCCCCGCUUCGCGGGGCCUUGACGUCGCUGUGCGCGCAAAGGUUGCCCAACGUGAAGUUGACUUGAUCGCGUGCACUACAGUUGAUCGUCCAGGCCACGCUUCGCGUGGCCAACAACGCGCUGGCGCGCGUUAUACUGCCUCAAGCCCGGGCGGGCUGCGCGCGAGCGCUACCUUCCGUUAACGAAGGGCCGCGCGCCAGCGCUACCUUUCAUCAGCUAAAGGCCGCGCGCCAGCGCUACCUCCCGUCAACGAAAGGCCACGCGCCAGCACUACCUCCCGUCAACGAAAGGCCACGCGCCAGCACUACCUCCCGCCAACGAAAGGCCGCGCGCCAGCGCUACGUUUCAUCAGCUAACUUUGACCGAUCAACUGUUCUUUGGACUUUGCCUCGGCCUUCGGCCUCGGCACAGUGCGCUGCAGCACUCUACAGCAACAUCGCGAAGGUUCCGUGA